Postia placenta MAD-698-R-SB12 is the source of this 1533-nucleotide messenger RNA. RefSeq lists its product as hypothetical. The transcript has 3 exons. Bases 1 to 1533 code for a protein of 510 amino acids. The record is from RefSeq and is a predicted model, not a curated record. NCBI's taxonomy places the organism in Eukaryota, Fungi, Basidiomycota, Agaricomycetes, Polyporales, Adustoporiaceae.
AUGACGCGCUCCCCCUCGCCUUUGUCUGGGGAGGGCUCUUUGCGAGGCCCUCAUACUCCGACCCAACCAGCAGCAUCGGAACAAAGCCACAAUCCGGCACAGAACUUCUCGCCCCGCCUGGGAAGGGAUCCUCAUACUCCCACCUCUCGGUCUCCCUCGCAGUCGCGUGCGGCCUCUCCACUGCGUCGCCUUGGAUGGGCUUUGCAUCGGGUGCACGCCCGCGAGGAGCCUUUCGUACCUGUCGAUCCUUUUCGCAUUGGCUUUUUCGGCCCAGCCAGCAAGGGCGAUCGGGUAUCGGUUAUGCAACGUCCCGAUAGCGACAAUGACAUAGAAUGCAAAGACGCGUUCGGCGGGUGCCUGCCUCUCCCAGUGCUGUCGCCGUGCAAGACCAAAGAUGGCGAGAGCGAGGGAGGUUCCUGGAAGGAUGUGUUUCGCGACGCGCGCACAUUCCUCACGGACACAUUGCCGCGCCAGUUCUAUCUUAUCCUCCUGCUGGGCCUGCCCGCGCUGUACUGGUCACGCGUCACACGCGUCUUCGAGGAUGCCGAGCUCAGCAGGCCCGACGUGCAACGCAUGAUCGACGCGUGUACCCGCGAUCCGAACGACCGCGGCCCCGAAGGCGUGCCGGGCACCCGCGACCGCUCCGUGCCCAGCAGACACACGGUGCUAUUGCCGUUCCCAGAAGAAUGGAAUCCGCCAAUGGUCUCCCCCGCGUUAGUGCGCUUCAAGCAUUCGUGGGAGCAAUUCGUGGACUCGCUCCUGCGCGAGUGGAAGACGCUCAACCUGGUGUCCGCCUUGUUGUGCACGGCAAUCUUGACGAUGUUCCAAGUGGACGAUGCCGAGGACGAUCCGGUGACGCGGUCGGCGGCGCUAUUUGGACUCGUCUUUGCGCUUAUGAGUCUGUGCUACGGCUGCGUGUUCAUUGUCCAAUUUGGAACGAUGCGGACCAUGGACAGGGCAUCUCGUUGGGCAGAGGAAGCGCAAAGGACAAAGACGGCUAUCCUGUGGAACAUUUGGGUACUGCUCGCUGCUCCUGCCAUCUGGCUUGCCUGGUCCAUGAUCGCGUUUUGCGUUUCGAUCCUUUCAUAUGUCUGGCGCACGGGAUCCAUCGCAAACCAGACGCCGCCCUCCCCUCUUAGCACUCGCCAGGCCAUCGGCGUCCGUACGGCGAUCACGGUCGUGUUUGCCCUGGGGCUAUUUAAAUUUGCGAUGAUCAUCCGCACGUUCAGCUCGUACCACGGCGCGCGACGGGAGCGGCGGCGCAUGCGUGAGGAGAUGCUCGGAGGCAAAGUACGCGACGAGCGCGAGCGCGGGCGGCGGGACGCGAUGGAGGAGGUGCGCGAGCGCGAGUCGCGGGCCGGGUCGGCGUCGAUGGUGGGUCUUGGCCUGACAGGGCUCAGCGAACACGCGCUGGCGAGCCCGGGGAUGGCGAGCCUCACGGGCGUCGUACGCGAUGAGGGGGACCCGGAGAAGGCCGAUUUCCUCAGCAUCGAGAAGGGGAGGGGCCGAUUGAGGAUCUCGCCCAAGCUCUGA